Molecule: messenger RNA, 12282 nt
Organism: Bursaphelenchus okinawaensis
Lineage: Eukaryota; Metazoa; Nematoda; Chromadorea; Rhabditida; Aphelenchoididae
Source: the annotation of a GenBank genome assembly
AUGCGCGCUGCUUUGCAACGCCACAAUUCCUCCGCCUCAACGCCGGCCAUUCCAUCGACGGCGGCCGAACAAUUGCACGUCAACUUGUAUGUUUUCGAUGGUCAACCGCCGUAUAAAAGUGUUAAGGUAGGUAGAUGAAUGUGAAUUCUUCAGGCAUACUCGAGUUUGGGUUGGCAAUUUUUUUUCUAAGGAAUGCCAAAAUAGGGUAGGGUAAAGUACAGUUUUUUAAUGGUUUUUUACUUGAACCGUGAACGACAGGGCCAGACUAAACAGUGAAGUAAGGGUAGAGAAAGAACAGGCUUGGUCUAGCAAGUUAGGAUAAGGGAGAGCAGAGUAGGGUUGGGUAGAGUACACUGCAAUACUGUACAGUACGGUACAGUAAAGUAAGUCUAGUGUACAUAAGUUAGGAUAAGGUGGAGCAGAGUAGGGUAGGGUUGGGCAGAGUACACUACAUUACAAUACAGUAAAGUAAAGUGCAGUAAAGUAAGUUAGGACAAGAAAAUAUAGGGUAAAGCAGUCUAAGCAAUUACAAUGUAAAGUAGGCCAGAUAAAACGCUGUAAUCCAUACGUAAUAUUUCCAAAAAUAAAAUUUUUAGCACUAUUUUUAAAUUAAUUUCUGCUAUAUUUUUAAAAUUUUGAUUCUAAAAUCUAAAUGUAAAAUGUUUAAAAAUACAAUUUUCUUAUGUUGUCAUACACGCGACAUACAUACGUAAAUGUAGUUUGAUCAUUUUGCGAAUUUACUUACACUUUUGACAGUUUUAACGAGUUUAUUCGAAUUUCGAUAAUGUUUUGUCACUUUUCAAUUAAACGUACAAAAGGUUAUUGUGACUAGACUUGAAAGGGGACAGUGACCACCACUUCUGGCGUCGCUAGGGGGGGAGGGGGGGGGGUGGAUCCAUAUCCCCCCCCUUCCAGCCGAUCCGAAAAAAAAAUUCACAUGUAGGAAAUACUGUACACGAAAAAUCAUAGAGUAGGCUAGGGAAGGGUAAGGUAGGGUAGGGUAGAGUAGGGUAGGGUAGGGUAGGGUAAGGUGAGAUAAGGUAAGAAAAAGCAGGGCAGGCUACGGUGCAGUAGCUCAGGUUAGAGUUUCAAUUCGAACCCCUCGACCUCAGUUUAUGUUCUUCAACCUCCGUUCUGUUGCUCCACGAGUAUGUAACCAUGUGUUCUUUGUAAUCAUCAUCUUCUUCGUUUUCUAUUUUUCACAUCCUGUUGCAUCCCCAGAAAAAUGCAAUGAAUAUUUUAUUUUCACGAUCCCACCAAGUUCGAAAAACAUAAUUUCUCGGAAUGAGGCGUGUGUUUAAUAUUUGUCCUGAACCUUGGGCUUACACGUGGGCUUGAAGGUUGAGUUUGUAUGGAGAUAGGUUUAUGUAGAAAAAAAAUUUGAGAACACUGUUAAUUAAGGAGAGAGAAAGCAAAGCAAAAAAUAUUUUUUUCGGGGGGGGGGUGUAAAAUUUUUUUUUACUUUUUUUUUGAUUUUUUGUUUGAAAUUAACAGGGAGGGCUACGUUUAAAAUUUAAAAAAAAUUUAUUACUACUCUCUCUUUUCUCCUCUCAUCCUUUUUUGCUUCUCUACCACUACCGGCAACCUUGUAUAGUAGUGCAUAGAAACUUAUGUACGCGCGAAUUGCAGUAAAGAAAGUAUAGAGAAACUUGUGGCACUUUAUCUAACCAUAUAAGGUACCGUAUUUUUCUUAAGUACGAGCCAAAUAGAUAGAUUCAUAAGACCACAUUAGGUAGCAAACUUUCAUAAGCGAGCAGAACAUACAUUCAGUAACACCGCUUGUUUAUUUGUCUUUCUGGAUCAGACAUUCGUGCUAUUGAAACCUCACGUGCGCUUUAUUAAUGCGUUCCGCCGAAAUUGGAUUUGUCAUACUUUUCGUACUCGUGCGGGUUUAGUGAGGCUACAAUUGUUGAUCGUGACAAGUUUAAUUAUGAUUGUGUUUUAUCAUUAUGUUUUUGUUUUAUGGUUAAUCAUAAGUUCAUUGGAGGUUGUUCUAUGGACUAGUCUGAAGUCUCGUUCUAGGACAAUUAUAGUAUGAUAGCAUAAACUUUGUCACGAUCAUUAAUUGGAGAAAAUUGUAUUUUUGUAUGUGUCAGCGUGAUGACAUUUAACUUAUUUUGUAUUGAAUUGCACGAACACAGAGGUGUGGAGUUGUUUUGUACAGUAUUAUUUAUAUUGUAAUGUGACUUUUAGCUAUUAUAGGCAUGAAAAAAAGCUGAGCUAGAAUUUUUUUUAGCUUUUUAUGUCAAGUCUGACGCAGUUAAAUUUUUUUUUAAAUUGGUUAAAUGAAGAAUAGCUUUUAAAUGCAUCACAUAUGGAGUAGGACCAGGGAUUAAACUUGAGCUAUAGCUAUAAUUAUCGUCAUGGCUAUGGAUGGAUAGGGCUUGGGCUCUGGCUUGGACUAGAGCCAGGGUUGACGAUAGGGUUAGCGCUAGGGAUCGGGCUAUAGCUAUGGUUAUGCCUUGAAGCAGAGUCAGAGUUAGAGCCAGAACGAGAGCUGGAGCCAGAGCUAGAGUGAGAGUUAGAACUGGAGCCAGAGCUGGAGCUAACGUCAAAGCAAGGCUAGGGAUAGGACUAGCUAGGGCACGUUUGAUCAAACAAAUAGUAUUGAAGCCAGACAAAAGCAAUAUUGUUAUUUAAAUUAGUUUUACUGGGAAAAUUAAUGCACUUACAUUUUGUAGCGUUUGAAGUAUCCAUUAACUUUAAACUGUUCAUAGCGAAAGUGAAAUUGAAAAAUUAAAAAAUUUCUAUAAAAUCUAGAUUUUUGUUUUUAAAUUUUAAUUGGGCUUUCUUUGAUAUUUUUUUAAAUUUUAAAUUGGCCUUGUUUUUUCGUUUUUUUAACUGUAUGUUAAUAUAGGUACAGUGGAAUAAACCGUAUGUUGAUACUUGGUACUUAUAUUGGUAUAGAUACAGUGGAGGCACUAUUUGUUUAUUGAGAUACAGUAUGUCUUUACAGACACUGUAGAGGUAUUGCAUGCCCAUAGAGGUACAGUAGAGGUACUGUAUGCCUAUAUAGGUACUGUAGGAACACUUUAUAAAGUGCCGACAUAAAGAACCCGCCAUACUUCUCAAGAAGGUUCUGUAAUUUCCUGUAAAAAAUGGCGGGUUCUUUAUGUCAGCACCUAAUAUUUUCAAAAAUAGAACUUUCGUUUUUAUUCUUAUGAAAUUUGUUCUACGCUCUCUAUAUAUAACGUUGAAACGAUGGCAGAAAAGUAAAACGGUUUAAUGGGCGUGGCCGGCUCGGGAUAAAGAAAAUAUUUGUCGGGAUUUUCACUUUUUCGCAAAUUUUUCCUGCGCCGAAACUUGUGGAAUGUUUUGGGGCGGAGCGGAGCCGCAAAAUUUGUCGCAUUUGCUUUUAUGUUUUGUCGGAAAAAUGGUUUAAAUCGGGACAGAAUGUGCAUUGAAAAUGAGUUUUAUGGUUUUAAUUUUAGGUUUUAUAAAUUUUUUUUAAAUUUUGUUGUUUGAAGGUACUUUAUAGUACAGUGCUCUCUUUAUAUAGUGAACCAUCUGUAUAAGCAACUCUUCUUAUAGUAAACAAGAAAUUUAGCCCCGCCAAGUCAACUUGCACUAAAAAGCCUCUCUGUAAAGACAACACCCCUUAUAGUAAACAAAAAACGUCGAUCCUUUCGUGUUGUUUAUAUAGAGAGAGUACUGUACUAUAGUUUUUUUCAGAUAGAAAUUUAGUUUGGGCGUAGGGUAGGGUAGGCCAGAAUAUGGUGUGACAGAAAAGUAGAUUAAGAUGUUAGGGUAAGGUAGGUACGACAGAGUAGUAGCGUAAACAAGGCAAGAUAGGAUAGUGUAAAAUACGGUAGCGCAUCGGAAGACAUUCAAAUAGGGAAGGGUAAAAUGAAAGAAAGAAAAAAGAACUUUUAAUAUUAAAGACUUUAACGCCAAUUUUCAACUUUUAAAUUUUAGGUAACAUUUCACUAUAUAUUGGCAAAAAGACUAUCUUUUUUAGUUUUUGAGCCUAGAAAACUUAAAAAAUGUUUUUGAGAGCGCAAAGAUCUUUAGGAAGAAUAUUGAACAUUCAGCUGUAUAAAUAAUGGAUAUCAAUGAAAUAAAUAAGUAAUGACAACACUUUUGAUCGUGUUAUAAGUAAAUUGAAUUUUCAUCAUAAUACGGGUUAUUGGGGCUCUAAAUUUUUUUCAUUUUUUCAAAUUAUUUUUGAUUUUUUGAAAAUUUUUAAAAUUAGCCAAACUCAAAAUUUUAAAAUUUUUUAAAUUUGUCAAACUUAAAAUGUUAAAAUUUUUAGUUUUUAAAUUUUUUGAAAUUUAAAUUUUUUUUGCUUUAAAACUUUUUUUUACUAAUAUUUUUCGCUUUCGCCCGCUACAAAACCAAAGUUGUAAACAUCCACCCCCGCCUAGUCUUAUAAGUGCCAUAUUAUUCAUGUAGAAUGCCAAAAAUAUAACUGUUCACAACUCAACCUAAACUGAAUUAAAAAGUAAUUAGUCGGUAGCAAAAAUAUAUUUUUUGUUGUAUUGUACGCACGCGAGUCGUGUGACUGACUUUGUAGUAUUUAUGUUCACCUUGAGAACACUUGAGUACUUUACUUUAUGGAUCCAAAUUCAUAUUUUGUGUCAUAUUGGUUUAGUUAUUGGUUUUCAGUUUAGUAUUUUUCUUGUUUUAGAUUUUUCUUAGGGUGGGAUUUUAAUUUUUUUAGUUUAUGAGGGGGGGGAUCUUUUAGCUUUUUGAUGUUGCACUAGCCUUAGCAUAGCUUUACUAUUCGCCUUAGACCUAAAAUGUUCUAAACUUAAAUUUUUUUCAGAUUGAAGUAAUAUCAGGCCGAACCCUAAUCGACACGCUCACCCCUUUCCUAACCGAGAACGGCGUAGGUCCAAAUCACGUUGACAUUUUCGUUGAAACCUCAAAAACACCCCUCCCGGCAAUAAGUCCAGCCGAAUAUUUGGUUGGACAGCGAUUGACAAUAAAGCCGAAACCAAUGCAUCAAGCGUCGAUUGAAAGCCAAUUCUUGGCCGCUUCGAAUCUUACUGUAACUUCAAAUGCGUCGCUAAGGAGUAUUAACACAUUGGUUAGUCAUAGUGUUGAUGAGGCUGAAAUACGGUCGUUGGACGACAAUGAUACUGCUCACUUAUUGCCUAGUAGCUAUCAUGAUCGGGUAGGUGUUGGUUUGUUGUUUAUAGUUUUAUUAGGUGCCGUCAUAAAGAACCCGCCAUACUUUGCCUGUAAUUUCCUGUAAAAAAUGGCGGGUUCUUUAUGUCGGCACCUAAUAUUAGAGGGUUUUAAAAAAGUUUUGUCGUCAAUUUCCAUUGCCUUAUGGGGUAAACAACGACAAAACAUUUUUGGCAACAAAAUUUUUGAUUUUAAAAUUGAAAUUUCAAAGUUUUGAAAAGUUCCAAAAAAUUUAAAUUUAUAUUUUCCUUGACCACCACCUAUCAUUCUCUAUAAAAACCGUUCGCCAACCCCAAACACAAGAACGUAAACAAUCGUAUGUCCACUAUUACUUCACAGUAUUGUAUGAGGAAUUCAGGCCCGAUUGGUCGGGAUUAACGGCGCAAAGACGCGCAAUUUUUGGACUUUGAAUACAAACAAAACUCGCGUUAAGCUAGCUCGGUUUAGAUAUAGUUGAAUCAUUUUUAAAUCGGUAGAGAUUUUGGGCAUCUUCAGGUAGGGUUUUGGGGGGUAGGGGCAAAUUUUAGUGUAAAUGUUAGUCAAAUGAGCGCUUUUUUAAAAAAAUUGAAUGUAAGCUAUAAUAUUUAGUAAAAAAAUUGUUACUGUAGGGUAUGUUAAGGUUUUUCUGGUACAAUACGAUAUGACAGAGUAUGUUACUUAGGCCAGACUUACAGCAUAGCUGAUGACGAGCUAAGGUCGAGACAAAAUAAGGGUAGGAUUAGGCCUAGAACUGGGGUUAGAACCGGGGCAAUGGCCAGGGGAGCUAAAGCGAACCCUAGCGUAGGUCUAAGGCCAAGCUUAGGUGUAGGCUAAAACUAGGGUUAGGACUAAAGCUAGGGCUAAAAUUACAGCUAGAACAAGGGCUAGCGUAGGGCUAAGGCCAAGUUUAGGAAUAGAGCUAGGGCUAAAAAAUAAGCCUACAGAAUUUUUAUUUGGUGCCGACAUAAAGAACCCGUCAUUUUUUACAGGAAAUCACAGGAAAAGUAUGGCGGGUUCUUUAUGUCGGCACUUAUAAAAACCUAUUGAAAAACAAAAAAGAAUUUUUUGCUUUGGGUUUAGCUUUCAAAACAAUCUUGUUGAACUUUACAUUAACAAUAAGUAUGACAUAACUCUCUUCUACUUUCUAUUAUCGUUAACACAUGUGUGGAUUUUUUAAUAAGCUUAAGUAGUUUUUUGGGUUUGUUGUUUGCUGUAGUUACUUUUCCUACUUCCCAGACGAAAUUAUGUGUUGAUUAAAGAGAUUAUUAUUAGGUUUGGGUUAUUUUUCUUGCAAGACAUUGCUGGACUGUGAACAGUUUGGUUUUGAUUUUGUGGUCUGCGCCUUGUAGGACGAGUCUGGCUUGUCUUAUUCUUACUUAAAAAACUUUUUUGUCUUGGUUUUUUUAAUUUUUUUUAUUUUCAUGCCUUUUGAUACCAAAAAAUUUUUAAAAAAAAUUUUAUUAAUUUUUUUAAUUUAGCGAAAAAUUUAAAUUCUAAAUUUCAGGCCUCCUCCUCACGCCAAAACCUCAAUCCGAUGAGUUUCUACGAGAAUCAACAACAUUCCACCGUGCCUCGACGCAAAGGCUCGCUGAAUGUUGAUUCAGCGCGCGAACACUCUCAAGAGGGUCGCGAUGUUUGUCGGUUCCCGAGUCAGUCGAGUAUGAGUGGAAGUUUAAACGGUACACGACGCAUGCGUGCCCCCAGCACUUCACGGCGUAUGAUUUUGUUUGGGAAGGUAAGAUUGAAAGAUCGUUAAAAAGAAUAUUGAACAACAACGAUGUUAAUACAUUAAUAUACAUAACACUACGUAUUUAAAAAACUAUAAAGUACUUUAUGAUAAAGCUAAAGUAAGAUAAGCUUGGGUAUGUUAAGGUAGGAUAGGGUCGGGUAAGUUAGGGUAGUGUAAGGUAAGGUAGAGUAGAGUAGGGUAAAUUAAGGCUUUACCUCAAACUUUAUACCUUAUCAUACAGUAACAUCUCUCUCAUUUCAGGAAAAAGAACGAGAACGCUUCAUAGACCAACUAAACGCAACAUACAGUAUUUUUUCCGAAUUACCGGUACCAUCCUACCUCGACAUUCCAGACGACUUUACCGAUCUAGUCAAGCCAGAACUGAUAACCGACCUACAAACCAGAAAGCAUCAAGCUGCCAUCUGGGAAGUUGUGACAAAAGAACGGCGCUAUAUUGUUAUGUUGAAGAUCAUGUGUGAUUUGCAUAAAACUUUGUUAAAUAUCAAGUCUGAGAACUACUUGACUGAAAUUGAUGAUCGAAGUGUGUUUUUGAAUUUCGAUGAGAUUUACCAAGCCACAUUGGACUUUUGGCGACGAGGCAUUUUGCCUAUGUUACAGCAUUCGAGGUAGGAUUAUAAGACAAAGCUUUUUUUAGUUGUUUAAUGUUUAAAAAAGUCUUGUUGUCGAUUUGCACUGAAUUAUAUAGCGAAAAACGACAAGACUUUUCCAAGCCGAUCUAACUUUAAAACAGACCCCUAAAAUAGCCAAAACGACAUAAUAUUUGCAACUUUUAACCAAAAUCUUAUAGUUCCCAAAACUUAUUGACCAUUCCCGUAGGCGUGUAACUCAAAAAGCAUAGUAAACACCGCGGAAGAUGUUUACAUCCGUUUUAACUUUGGAAAAUUGAUACCAAACUUCUUAAAUGCAAUCUCUUGUUUACGUCAAAUGCGACAUUUUACAACAAGCUAAAGUUACAAUUUUAGCUAUAUUACAAUUUUCGUUUGAAAAAAUUUUAAUUGUGCUUGACAAAAUGCAAUUUUUACUCAAAAAUAUUACAAUUUUGAAGUAGAAGAAUUGUAAAAUGAAGGCAAAAAAUGUAAAAGAGUGCGUGUUAAACAAGUUCAAAUUGAGUUGUUACGAAUGGAAGAAAAAAGAUUGUAGUAAUUAGACCGUAGACACCGGAUUUCAUAAUGUAGAGCAUGACCUUUGCAUGUGUAGACAAAAAAAUCUGGAUUAUCUGCAUUAAUAGUUCUACUCUAGCCCUAGCCUUGGCGUUAGCCAUAGGCUUAUCUCUAGCUUUAGCCAUAUGCUUGUCUCUAGCUUUAACCAUAUGCUUAUCUCUAGCUUUAACCAUAUGUGUAAUCAUAGCCCUGGCCUUAUGUCUAUAGUCUUACCCUACUAUAGCUUUUCCCUUGAAGUCAAAAUCAAUCUACUACACUAACUAAAACAUCACUAAAAUCUCAAAUUCCAGAUCAACCAGAAGCCUGUUAGACUGCACAUUCCUACAAGACGCAUUCGCAGACAUUCAACUGUGGUCCCAGUGCUACAUCAAGUACCAAGUUGAGCAUGAAAAGUCUCGUGAAUACAUAACAGCAAAAGCCAAGCAAAACGAGCAAUUCGCCGAUUUCAUUCGCUGGAUCGAAAAUAUGCAGUGUUUCGACCGCCAAAAACUGUUCGAUGUCAUGUCCUUCCCCUUCCAACAUCUAACACGGUACCCGCUACUCGUGGCUACAUUAGAAAGAACGGCCUUAAAAGCGGCCGAUCGGGAGCAAAUCAGGUUGAUGAUCGAGAGUGCAAAAGAAGCUACCCAUAGCUUUAACAACUUUGUCGGCUUGAACCUCUUAAUGGAAAAACUACACACCAUAAUGGGUCAGAUUGAAGGUUGCGAAUUUGUGGAUUUUGACGAAUAUCAAAAAAUGAUCGACCCCAGGCCACAAAUGAUCAACCUACUCCUACCCAUGCCUAUGCUACCAAUCCGAGCCUACCGUGAAUGCUUCCUCCGUAGCGACCUUAAGCUAAGGGAAUCGAAAAGCAGUCAGAAGAUUGAUGCUCAGAUUAUGUUGUUCACUGACAUGUUGUUGAUAUGUAAAUGCCUGCGACGUGAUAAAUUUCGACUGCUCAAGCCACCAAUUCAUAUUACGAGUCUCUAUUGCAAGGCGUUUGUAGAUAGCAGUACUGGCUUCUAUUUAAUGUCAUACGAUUGCUUUAACGUUUGCGUUAACUAUUUGACGUUCUUUACAAAUUCGAAAGAACAGACACAAACAGUGAUCGAACAGAUUGAGUUCGCGAAGAGCAACUUCAAGGUGAUUCAGAAGGCCUCAAUGGACGAACGAUGUAAGUUUGGUUUCGAAAUCAUUUUGCUUUGAGUUUGAAAUUCAUUUGAAGUUUCAGUGUUAGCUUUAUUUUUUAUUUUUGGUACUAUUUUAUUUUUUAGUUUUGUGUUUAUCUUGUGUCUAACAUAGCUUAAUGAUUAAGUUAACAACCUUAAUGUGACCUAUCUAAUAAGUUAACAAAUGUUUUGUUUCAUCUAACCUAAUAUUGUGAAUUUUGUUGUAAUAAAAGAAUGCUGUAAAAGUCUUGUCGCUUUUUAACGUUUGUGUCAAUGGAAAUUUACGACAAAACUUUUUUUAAACUUUAUAUUUUAACCCAAAAUUGCAAAUUUUGUUGUGGAUUAGACCAGUGAAUAAAGGGGUAUUUUUGAUUUGGAUCAGGUAAAAAAGUGAUAAGAGAGAGCAGGGUAGGACAGGGUAGAUGGGGGAAGAAUCAAAAAUUUUUAAUUUUUUUUGAAAUUUAGAAAGGAGGGCCGCAUUUAACUCUACCCUAUCCUAACCGGCUCCGCCUUACCCUACUCUAAAUUGGCCCUAUCUUCCCCUACCCAAUCUUACUCUGCCAUACCCUAACGUUCACCCUUGUUCUUACCACUCCCAGCCUUAACUCUAAUCCCAAAACUCUAAUUAUUGUUAUAAACCUAACCCAAUGUCCAUUUUUAUUAUGUUUUGGCUAAGUCGUUGUGCUUGUAGAUUAUGCGUCCAACACAAUACCAAGAAUGAACGAUGGAAAACAACUCGACAGUUCGUUGUAUCAUCGUAAAAGUCAUAGUAUGGAUUCACAGGCCUUGGCGCAUCAACAGAGUAGAAAUAGUAAGUGGUUUAAAACUUUUUAAAUUUUCAAUUUUCUUUGAAAAUUUUAAAAGUUUUAAAAUUUCGUACUGUAUUGAGUACAAUGUUUUUGACCUUUUUAAGCUUUGGAGCAUUAUUUUCUUGUCCUGUUACAGUAAUUUUGUUGUAUUUUAGUUGAUUAUUGGUUGAUUUCAUGAUUCUUAUUGUCAACAUCAUUAUAUUAAUUUUAUUCAUUUCCAUUUUUUUAAUUUUGGGUAUUUUUUUACUGUAAUUACAGUAUCCUCUCAGUAUAAGAAAGACCUAAUGGCACUUAAAGCUAGUCUUAAAAAUUCUAAAAAAACAUAAAAAGACAGUAUACCUACUAAAAUAUCAGACAUACAUCAAUAUCUCUCCUUUUGACUUACCUUGUAAUAAUUCUUCUCAAAUUCCAGACGGCCUCCGCAAAGAAUCCGAAGCCUCAUCAGUAGACCAACUAGACCGCCGUGGCUUGGACCGUCAUCCUCCUCUUCCAGCCAAACCACAAAAAAUCCUUGUCGACGAUGAUCCGGACCUCAAUAUCAGCCCAGAUUCAUGUGUAUCAGCCCUCGUAGCCGUGCCUCCACUUAUGAUGAACUCUACAACUUCUACCGGAGAAUCCUCACGAUGUAACACACCAGUGACGCCAAGUGGGGAUUCACCAACGUCCGGAAGAAACACUGGACGAAGGUUCGAGAAGAGAUAUCACACAGUUAGUGGAGAGUGCGAUUCAGCCAAAGGAAUGCCGUUUAAUGCUGGUGUGAUUGGACAGAACAUUGUUAAGAGGUUCUCGUGGAACGUUGGAUCACAGAGGAAGAUUAGUAACAAGUUGCAUGACACCGUUAAUGUGAGUUUCGAGUUUUGCUUGGAUAGGAAGUUCAAAGAAGGGCCUAAGAUCAGGGCACCCCUUGACCAAAUUACCAAAAAAAAUUUUUUUCGGAAGGGGAAGGAGAAGGGGGGGGGGGAUAAUUUUAAAGAAAAAUUUUAUUGAAAUUUUGCAAAAAUUUUAAAAUUCAAAUUUCGGUCGAAAUUCCGUGUGGGUUUUGCGAUAUUUUAGAGCAGGGUCAUUCGACCGGUUCCUCGAUAUAUAAAACGAGAUGUAGCGGGGAUAAAGGAAUGGAAUUACAGAAAUGCGAAGGUCGUUUUCAAGGUGGAAAAUCUCGAAUUUUGGAUAUGAAUUCAAAAAGUGAUUAAUUAGGGAAAAAAAUGUUGAAAUAUGAAAAAAAUUAAAAUUUUAUAUACGAAAAAAAUUAAAUUUCGCAAAAAAUUUAAAACUGGUAAUCUUAAAAUUUUAAAACGACCUUAUCCUGACCUAACUUACCAUUCCCUUUCUCAUCUUGCCCUACCCUGUCCUACCGUACCCAAUCCUCCCUACUAUACCCUACCUUACCGUACUGUACCUGCCCUGUCCUACUGCUCCUUAGCUCAACCCUACUCUUACCGUAAUCCCAUCCUGCCUUGUAAAUUUAAAUUUAAAAUUUCAGAAAGCCACGUUGGGAAACCGUCGAUUCAGCCAAUCUACGACAGAAUCCAGUGACUCUUUUGGCUCAUCAACUUCUGGAAUAUCGUCAUCCUCCUCACAUGACAAUCAUAAUCUACAUCAAUCCAACGAUGAGCUUCUUAACAGUAAUAUUGCCCGAGUUCGAAUUGAUGAAAUGUCGGAGAUGAACCAUUACCACUUCCAAGGCCGUAACAGUACCAAUAGCACUAAUAGCAAUCAAAGUUCACACGAUACGCUACGGUCUCAGGAGACGUUACGAUGUCAAGAUACGUUGAGGUCUCAUGAUGCUCAACGAGUACAUGAGACGAACAGAACACGUGAUACUCAAAGACAACACGACGCCCAACACUCCCAUGAUACCCUACGUGAUGACAAUAGUAGACUAAUAUCUCUCAACGUCAACGAAGAUAUCAGAGAAGAAGAAACUAGUCCAAAACCGGUCGAAAAACCGCCCCCAGUACCGCACGAACCACCGCCAGACACGGAGAGUAGCUCCAGUGACGGUGAGAACGUGGAAAACAAAACCAAUAUACAAAGGAAUGGCAAUAAAAAGCUACAACAUCAACAACAAAUCAGCCAGGGAGAUGAGUUGGAAAAGUUUUUAAAAACCGACUCACAGACUGAUUUGUUCAGGCUUAUCCUCAGCGAUGAUGUCGACACAUCGUAAGUUUCAUUCCAGUUAUUAGGCAACAAAAUAUAUUGUAAAAUACGUCAGCCUUUUUGCGGUAUAUCUUGUUUAGCUAGCAAUUUUGCAAAAUAUUGGUGCCUAAAACAAUGUAAAUUCAAUUAUUAAUUUCAGAAUUGUCUAA